AACACGGAAUCCACAGCCGUUUAUUUUAGCAAGACGCUCGUCCAUACCUGUUGUCAUGCACCGCCCCUUAUCCUACGCCGCUCUCCCUGUUCCUAUAUAAAUGCAUUCCCCAGCCCAAUCUCGUCCAAGUUUUGCUUGACAUUUACACAAGAAGCAAUUCUCAGAAUAUUCGCUUUUCCACAGAAAAGAGAGGGCGUCCGAUCCACACCUGAGCACAAAAUGGAAAAUCCCGAGCAUGUACAAAAUAUAUCAGUGGUAUGGAGGGGGAAGAAGUUUACCAUAGAAAUGGGUUCAGGCGCUACACUCAAGGAGCUUGGGCUCAAACUACAAGGAUUAACAGAUGUCAAAGCAGAUACCAUGCGGCUCAUUGUUCCACAAUCUUCCAACAAAACAUCGAAGCUGCUGUCUCCUUUCUCCGAUGAGCAGGCGUUUUUAAGUUUGGAAGAAAUUUCCAUAACAAAGGGCAAGUCUAUCAGAAUGAUGGGUGUGCCUGGAAGUGAGGUUGAUGAAAUUCUACAAAAUGCAAAAGCAAAUUUAAGGGUAGCUGGAUUUGAAGAAGAGGAAAAGAGACUGAGGCAGCGGAUGUCAGAUAGGCCUCAUGCUUCCCCAAAACCUCCACAAGGACCUUAUAUAUUUUGUCAUUUCCGCACACUUGAGAUCCCAGGAAUUGAGAUGAAUCCUCCAGCCUCAGAGGCACUGAAGAGAAUGCAUAUGCUUGCGGCAGAUCCUGGGAUUGUUGCUAUUAUGAACAAGCAUCAUUGGCGCGUAGGUAUUAUGACUGAGUUGGCCCCUAUUGGUUAUGUUGGCAUAAGUCCCAAAUGCUUGCUUGGUUUCAAUAAGAAUCAUGGAGAGGAGAUAUCCUUGCGUCUUAGAACUGAUGACCUUAAGGGUUUCCGGAAGUAUGAAAGCAUCAAGAAAACUCUUUUGCAUGAACUUGCUCACAUGGUACACUCGGAACAUGAUGAAAACUUUUAUGCUUUGGAUAAACAGUUGAACCAAGAAGCUGCUAGUUUAGAUUGGACAAGAUCAAGGAGUCGUACAUUGAAUGGUGUCCGAUAUUCAGGACAUUAUGAGGACGACGACUACAUUGGUGACAGUAGUAAUACUCCUCAGAAGCUUGGAGGAAGUACUUUGGAUCAGCUUGCGAAUGCACGUGCAUCUUCAGUUGCUGCUGCCUACCGCCGUUUAUCAAAUGCUUCUGUGAACACCUGGGGAGGAUCUGUAGCAAGUGAAGAACCAGACCCUGAUGACUCUGGGUUAAAUACACAUGGACUACCUGCUUCUAUGGAUUCCAUGGAAAAUGAAAACUUCAAUACAAAUAUCCAAAGUCCCAAUGAAGCACAGAUAAAACCUGUUUCUGAGCCUGAUUCCGACAAUCUUUCUGGCGACCAAAACAAGCUUGAACCCAAUCCUUGUGAUUCGCAGUACGGUGAAACAAUGGAUUCUGAAUUUUAUCCAGAAUUUACUGGAAACAGAACCGUAUUUGGACAAGGUUUCAGUAACUAUGUGCCAAUACCACCCUUGCUGCCUUCAGAAACUAAUAGAAAGUUGGGAGCCACAAAGUUGCAUGAAGAGCCUGAUCCUGAUAAGAAUCAAGAGAUGGAGAUUCUGGACACUGGAAUUCAAACAAGGAAGGACAUUGAUGAACCUGAUCCUGAUGAUUCUCAAGCAAAUGGAGCUGUUCAGACUGAGCCUGAUCCUGAUGAUAAGCUGGGGCACGCAUUUGGAGUAUCAAGAAUGCAAACUUAUGAACCUGAUCCUGAUGAUUCUCAAGCAAAUGGAGCUGUUCAGACUGAGCCUGAUCCUGAUGAUAAGCUGGGGCACGCAUUUGGAGUAUCAAGAAUGCAAACUUAUGAACCUGAUCCUGAUGAUUCUCAAGCAAAUGGAGCUGUUCAGACUGAGCCUGAUCCUGAUGAUAAGCUGGGGCACGCAUUUGGAGUAUCAAGAAUGCAAACUUAUGAACCUGAUCCUGAUGAUUCUCAAGCAAAUGGAGCUGUUCAGACUGAGCCUGAUCCUGAUGAUAAGCUGGGGCACGCAUUUGGAGUAUCAAGAAUGCAAACUUAUGAGCCAGAUCCGGAUGAUCAAGAACUACAAAGAAUCCAAGACCCUGUAACGUUCCUUUGUAGUAGGCUGAAGAAGGCCAUUGAGAUGCUGCAAGUCGAAGUUACUCCCUUGGAAGCUACUGCAGUCCUACAAACUUUGUCUAAGAUAAUUAGGAAUGUGAUUGAACACCCUGGUGAGAUGAAAUAUAGAAGACUGCGCAAGGCAAAUCCCAUAAUCCAAAAGAACGUCACAAAUUAUCAAGCUGCGAUGGACAUUCUUUCUUUGAUCGGUUUCAAUGAAGAUGUUGUGUUGGACGAGAUUGGUAAAGCAGAGACUUACCUAGUUUUGAAGCGGAAUGAUCCCGGCUUACUGUGGCUUGCAAAGUCUUCCCUGGAAACGGCUUACUAGUGAUGGAAGUGCGUAGAACAUAUCAAAACAGUGAAGGUGCCAUAUGUAAAUCGUGCAGUUAUACUUCAUAAAAUUCAGGAUUGUACGUUUGGUAUCAUAGUUUGUUGAUAAAACGUUAGUAGCAGAUAAAAUGGUUGUUUAGGAGUCCAAUUGCCGUUAACAGCCCGUUUAUGUUAGCGAUACUGUCAAACUAUGGAAGCCCGACAUUGUCCAGAAAGAUGGUUGUUUAUAAAAUUAAAUGGAUGAGGGAUUGAAAAGUUUGUUGUAUGUAUGUUGAUUGUUGCUCAUAAAUCAUAUUUUCUUAUUAGUUUAUAAAAA
Molecule: messenger RNA, 2769 nt
Organism: Juglans regia (Persian walnut)
Lineage: Eukaryota; Viridiplantae; Streptophyta; Magnoliopsida; Fagales; Juglandaceae
Exons: 11
Coding region: 220-2451 (743 amino acids)
Source: RefSeq, a predicted model, not a curated record